Messenger RNA from Pseudogymnoascus verrucosus, 1934 nucleotides. RefSeq lists its product as uncharacterized. The record is from RefSeq and is a predicted model, not a curated record. Bases 73 to 1236 code for a protein of 387 amino acids. The transcript has a single exon. Lineage: Eukaryota; Fungi; Ascomycota; Leotiomycetes; Thelebolales; Thelebolaceae.
AAAGGCAGUCUACCUCUCAUCUUUUACAUCGUCAAUCCCUUCUAUCUCAACUGGCCUCACGGUAAGUUCAGCAUGAGCACUCGCGACUCGUUUCCUCAAUUCAGCCGUCUCCCUCUCGAACUCCGUUGUCUCAUCUGGUUCCACUGUCUCCCCCGCCGCAUCGCAGAAGAAGACAUCCCCUACACCCUCCUCGACGGCAAACGCUCUCGUCAAGCCUGCUGGCCCAACCGGACCACUUUUAAAAACGCCCGGGUGCCCUACGUUGCCGCGGUCAGCCGUGAAGCACGCCAGACGGUCUUCGAAUGGGGCCAGCACCAAAAGUCACAGGACGAUACUAGUCUAGAGACGAUAUGGCUCCAGCCCAAGAUUGAUUUGGCACUUCACCUUAACUGGACGCGGAGGAGGAAUCACGCGUUUUACCAGGUCUAUGAUGCUUAUGUUCCUGGUUAUGAUGAGACCCCGCUGGUGAUGCUCAUCUAUAGGGCACGCUGGGAUUAUGGCAUGCGGAUAUCCCUCGUUGGAGAUGUAAUCCAUCCCUUCGAUGUGGGAGAGUUGAUGAUAGAUACUGCCACCACUACUAAUAACUCACCACCAUCUGACUCCGAGCCCGUGGCAUCGGCAACCCCAAGCAUACCCAUUACCGAAGUGCAAGACGAAAGGGCAGAGGAUAUCUAUCACAUCGUGGCUUUUGCCGAGGAUCAAACCAUAUACCUGACUCUAGUAGCCAUCUCGCUGCAUGUCGACAAAGCAGCCGCUCUAGCAUCUGGUCUCUUUGGCUUACUAGGCGAUGCCUUGGUGCAAACCGUCGACUUUGACGACGUACCUCGCUUACGUCAAUUCUACAAGUUGUACAACUCAGAUCCUACCUUGAAGGAAGCAGAGCCCCAUGUGGAAAAGCUCUUCAACGUCAUCCUCAGCGGGGAAUUCCACGCAGCCGUGCUCUCGUGGGAGAAGAAAAUCAGAUGGCUUCUCCAGGUCGCCGCUUGGAAGCGGAUACAGAAGGAUCAGCCCGAGAGUUUUGGGGACACAAAUCCUGCAUUGGUGUGGAAGCCUCCUGUGCCGAAGGAGCAGCGGUACAUGCGGAUGGACGAAUACAUGCCUGAUGAAGAGAAUUCUUGGUGGGGGGAAUAUGCAGGGGUACAGACGCCGAAGGUGAUGCCGCAGGUUAUGGCGAGGCUGUGCGAUAAUCAGUGUUAUAGGGAGGAGAGACAGCCGGAGAAGUUUGGGGAUGUGUAGUUUGGGGAGUAUAGGCGAGGCGCUGAAGCCUCGCUGUGAGGUGAAGCCAGAUGGACGAGGUAAGAUUGGUUACUGAGGUAUUGCACUGCUAAUUACACCCGUUUCAGCUGAGAUUUGUGUAGAUUUUCUUUUUCUCUACUUGAGAAAAUAACCUGUGUAUUUUUAUUGCUGAGCAGAAACCCUUACUACAAAAAUAUACACACACAGCCAUUCCGCGGCUAGACAAAAAUCGAAUACACAUAUCUCGGCCGCCUACAAUUUCUUAGGGUAUCAUAUUAUACUCCAGCCCGCCUUUUCCUCCUCCUUUCCCCCUUCUGUCCCCCGCCCUUGACCCUCUCUUGUCCCCAUUUUCCUACCUCGCACCCCCCAUCUCAUGCGACACCCCCCCGCCACGUUCGGCACCGGUAGGGCGCACGUACAUCUCAUACAAUGGUGGCGGACUCCCCACUUUGUUGGCAUACUGUGACAUCUGCUGCGGAGCAAUCUGGGUGAACCCCCCCGGCGCCGGGGUGCCUCCUGCUAACUCGUGCUGCGCCUGCUGCUGUCCGUUGUUAAAUCCCCCUGUUGCAUGAGGAGGUCCGCCAUUGAAGAUUCUAGCUGCCUGAGGCGCCGGAGAACUAGACAUCUCAUACUGCCCCUGAGGCGUCGAAUUUCCAACCCAUUGGGGAGGCUGCGAUGGCGCUAAUGUGCCUUGUCCG